Diachasmimorpha longicaudata is the source of this 2317-nucleotide messenger RNA. RefSeq names its product polyubiquitin-C. The transcript has 2 exons. The record is from RefSeq and is a predicted model, not a curated record. Gene Ontology annotation, cellular component: nucleus; cytoplasm. Lineage: Eukaryota; Metazoa; Arthropoda; Insecta; Hymenoptera; Braconidae. Bases 168 to 1997 code for a protein of 609 amino acids. Gene Ontology annotation, biological process: modification-dependent protein catabolic process; protein ubiquitination. Gene Ontology annotation, molecular function: ubiquitin protein ligase binding; RNA binding; protein tag activity.
AUUGGUAACGACGGGAUACCCUCGAUAAAACCCACUGCGUAGUAUAAGUCGUUCCUAUUAACUGGUGGGCCAGUGACUUGACAUCAACUAUUCCUUCUCGAUUGAGCGAAAAAACUGAUUAUAUUUUCGAUUGAAUUUUCGUGCAUUAAACCUGGUAUUGUUUCAAUAUGCAGAUCUUUGUGAAAACAUUGACUGGGAAGACCAUUACGUUGGAGGUUGAAGCUUCUGAUACCAUUGAAAAUGUCAAAGCUAAGAUCCAGGACAAGGAGGGCAUCCCUCCAGACCAACAACGUUUGAUCUUCGCUGGCAAGCAGCUCGAGGAUGGCAGAACCCUUUCUGAUUACAAUAUUCAGAAAGAAUCUACCCUACAUCUUGUUCUACGUCUUCGAGGUGGCAUGCAGAUCUUCGUAAAGACUUUGACUGGCAAAACCAUCACUCUGGAGGUUGAGGCUUCAGACACAAUCGAAAACGUUAAAGCCAAGAUUCAGGACAAAGAGGGAAUUCCCCCAGACCAGCAACGUUUGAUCUUCGCUGGUAAACAGCUUGAGGAUGGCAGAACUCUCUCUGAUUAUAAUAUUCAGAAAGAAUCUACCCUUCAUCUUGUACUGCGUCUGCGUGGUGGAAUGCAAAUUUUCGUGAAGACCCUGACUGGAAAAACCAUCACACUGGAAGUAGAAGCCUCCGACACAAUUGAAAACGUCAAAGCCAAGAUCCAGGACAAAGAGGGAAUUCCCCCAGACCAGCAACGUUUGAUCUUCGCUGGUAAACAGCUUGAGGAUGGCAGAACUCUUUCUGAUUAUAAUAUUCAGAAAGAAUCUACUCUUCAUCUUGUACUGCGUCUGCGUGGUGGAAUGCAAAUUUUUGUUAAGACCUUGACUGGAAAAACCAUCACCUUGGAAGUCGAAGCAUCUGACACUAUUGAGAAUGUCAAAGCCAAAAUUCAGGACAAAGAAGGAAUCCCCCCAGAUCAGCAGCGUUUGAUCUUCGCUGGUAAACAGCUUGAGGACGGCAGAACCCUCUCUGAUUACAAUAUUCAGAAAGAAUCUACCCUUCAUCUUGUCCUGCGUCUGCGUGGUGGAAUGCAAAUUUUUGUGAAGACCUUGACUGGAAAAACCAUCACACUGGAAGUAGAAGCCUCCGACACAAUUGAAAACGUCAAAGCCAAGAUCCAGGACAAAGAGGGAAUUCCCCCAGACCAGCAACGUUUGAUCUUCGCUGGUAAACAGCUUGAGGAUGGCAGAACUCUCUCUGAUUAUAAUAUUCAGAAAGAAUCUACUCUUCAUCUUGUACUGCGUCUGCGUGGUGGAAUGCAAAUUUUCGUGAAGACCUUGACUGGAAAAACCAUCACACUGGAAGUAGAAGCCUCCGACACAAUUGAAAACGUCAAAGCCAAGAUCCAGGACAAAGAGGGAAUUCCCCCAGACCAGCAACGUUUGAUCUUCGCUGGUAAACAGCUUGAGGAUGGCAGAACUCUCUCUGAUUAUAACAUUCAGAAAGAAUCUACCCUUCAUCUUGUACUGCGUCUGCGUGGUGGAAUGCAAAUUUUCGUUAAGACCUUGACUGGAAAAACUAUCACCUUGGAAGUCGAAGCAUCUGACACUAUUGAGAACGUUAAAGCUAAAAUUCAAGAUAAGGAAGGUAUCCCACCAGAUCAACAGCGUCUUAUCUUCGCUGGUAAACAAUUGGAAGACGGAAGAACUCUUUCAGACUACAACAUACAGAAAGAGUCCACACUCCAUUUGGUACUUCGCCUUCGCGGAGGAAUGCAAAUAUUCGUGAAAACUCUCACGGGAAAGACGAUCACCCUAGAAGUUGAAGCCUCUGACACCAUUGAAAAUGUCAAGGCCAAGAUCCAGGACAAGGAGGGUAUUCCUCCAGACCAGCAGCGUUUGAUCUUUGCUGGUAAGCAGUUGGAAGAUGGCAGAACUCUGUCAGAUUACAACAUACAGAAAGAGUCCACACUCCACUUGGUCCUUCGUCUCAGAGGUGGCUUCUAAAACUACCAUUAUAUAAUGGGUGAUAUUACGAAAGGAAAUUAAUAGUACUGAUAGACGUAAUGCUUUAUUAUUUUCAUUCCAAGUUUUUGUUCGGCAAAUAAUGUUUUUCUAAUGAUUUUACAAAUAGUAGGUUAUUUAGAUGAGCCUUUGGGCUGCGGGUACGAUUCAGUAAAUGUUCCAUGUACUCAAAUUCUUUCAUAUCAUUUCUUCAAACUUGUGAAAAAAAUUAGUAUCUGCUCUUUUAAAAAAACUUGUUUAUUCAUUGAAAACUAUUUACACGAUAAAUUCAGUCAAUAAAAUAUUCAAUAUUGCGUCUCCAA